Messenger RNA from Carya illinoinensis, 2857 nucleotides. RefSeq names its product GBF-interacting protein 1-like. Lineage: Eukaryota; Viridiplantae; Streptophyta; Magnoliopsida; Fagales; Juglandaceae. The coding region runs from base 543 to 2498 and encodes 651 amino acids. The record is from RefSeq and is a predicted model, not a curated record. The transcript has 6 exons. Gene Ontology annotation, cellular component: nucleus.
GUGACGACCUAGCCCAAUAAUUCUAAAGUUGGAAUAUUGAUAAUAUUUAUUAGAUCUAAAUUAUAUUUAAUGGGCCAUAUUGGAUAAGCUCACAAGUGAUAAAUUUUUGAGGUUGAUUAUGAGUUUUAAUUAGGAUCAAUAAUUAUGUUAAAUCCCAAUUAUUAUUUAUUGAAUGAGUUAGACUCCUUUUAGGAUCUAAAGAUCAUCUAUUAGAAAUUUAUUCCAAUUUAAAAUUAUCACUGAUUGAAGUCCCCUACUAGUCUUAGUCACUGCCAAUUUUACAUUGAAUGAACUACUAAAUCAUGUUUUUAAAUUCACUCUCUCUUUUUGAAUGAUCGUGUCCAAGUCCAAGUCCAACUCGAACUCUUCGGCACUCUCUCCCAAAUCUCUCUAUAAAUAUCUUCUCUUCCGUGUGUUAUUUGAAAAAACUAUAAACCUCCGUAAGUGCAGCAGCCUCAUCUCCCCCACCAUGAAACACAGCAAGGCCACCAUCAUCUCUCCCUCCCUCCUAAUUACAACCACUGUCAGCCCUCCAUCACACCAUGAUCGAUUUUGUGUUGGAAGUUUUAGAAAGCAACACUACAAGAGCUUCAAGUGUCAUACCAAAUGGAUCCAGAAGUCUGUCAAAUGGCAAUUCACAUAAUGGAAUUUCCUCCCACUCAUCUGUGGGUGGUCUUACCAACGUCCCUAAAGAGAGUUCAGCAGUUGAUGCGAACAAAUCGGGGGGUGCACCACCAAAUUAUGCUGCUGUUGCAGCCUUUUGUCCCACUGGCCCUGCAGAAGUAAUUAAGCAAGUAAAGUCAACAUCAGAUUCUGACCAACUGUCACCUUCUGCUGCGCCAGUAACCGUGUCCAGUGCCUGUUCCUCUGGUUUAGAUCCAGUUCUGAUGCCAGCUCUCUUCCACAAUCCAAGUGCCGUAUAUGCAACUGAACACUUAGGGAGCCAAAUGCUAGCUGCUGAACCAAAUCAUCUUCAAGGAAAAAAAGAUGUUCCCCAAGAUGUUAGUGACUUAGAGUUGUCUAAGAAUGAAAAAACAGCCUCCGAGGAUGUGAGCUCCAUACACGAAAAAGAAUCACCUGAGAAGUCCACGGCAGUUCAAACAAAUAUUGUUUCUCAGUCAUUUCUACCUUCUUCAGUAUCAGACAAUUCUUUGGUCAUUAGCUCUUCGGAUUCCGCUAGCUGCUCAACACAAGAGUCUGAUGUCCCCAAAGGAGUGAUCUCAUCCAAAGUUGCAACUACUAUAGUUGAAGUCAUCUCUCCAUCACCCGAUGAGUUGAAUGUUAAUUUCAGGCCACGUGUUACAUUUCCAAAUCAUUUUUGGGUCUCUGAAGAACUGAAGAAUGGAUUAACUUUUGGGAACUUUGAUUCUAAUACUGGAUUAAAUCUGGAAUCUGUUGGUGGAAUUGGUGGUGGCAAUAACUCAUCUUCUGCUGUUGAGUCUUCUCAGGGGAUUUAUGAAAUUGCCAAGGAACCUUCUAGCAAUCAAAUUGUAUCCUCAAAUGCACAUGAUAAUUUUCCUGAUCAUGAAGAAUCUCUACCUCAGCCUGUUCUUGAAAGGGUAAAUCCUUCAGAGGCCAAUGUGCCUAGUGCAGGCUCAAAAGAUGACGAGUUGAAGCAAAAAAUAUCAUCGCCUCCAGAAGGUCCAAACCCAACUGUUCAAAAUGCACCAAACUACAAUCUUGGUUUAGUGUCAACCAUGCUAGGGAGCCAACUUGUGCACUUUGAAGGAUCCGAAUCUCAGGCUCAGGAAACAUCUCGUUAUUCAAACUUGAGUGCAAAUUCUCCGGCUCUGUCUAGCCGUACUCCAACUCCUCCUCUUCAGAGCUCUGUGAUUCCACAGUCGGUUCCUGUUUUAAGGCAGCCUUAUCCUCAUAACUUCAUUCCGUAUGGCCAUUAUUACCAUCCAUUUUAUAUGCCACAUUUACCCCAAUAUUUAAGCCACAUUGGGUUUCCCCAGCAGCCUUCUACUGGUAAUGUGUAUCUAACUCCAGCACCUGCUGCUCACGCUGGAGUUAAAUCAUCUCUGCCUCAAUUGAAGCCUGAAGCAAAUGCAGGUAACCCAAAUCAUAUUGGUCUUCCACUUGGGGGUUCAUUCAUACCUCCCCCUGUUGGUUACGGUCCUGGUUCAGCAGUGACCUCUGGAAGCUCAGCUGGUAUUGAGGAUCUUGCAACAUCUCAAUUGAAGGAAAAUCAUAUCUACACGACUGGGCCACUGAGCGAAGUUUCAGCUGUCUGGAUUCCAAGCCAAGAUAUAUCCAGCUUACCAGUCAAUUCAUCAUAUAACUUCUCCCCUCAUGGACAGCAUAUGUCUUUCUCACCCGCUCAGGCCAGCCAUGGUGCCUUUAAUGGAAUCUAUGCGGGGCAGACGUUGGCUGCUUCUUCAACACUUCUGCAACAGUCACAAGCCUUGGCUGGAGCUGUUGAGACAGCAGGUCCACCAUCUGGUGUUUUUCAGCAGCCUCAACAUGCACAGAUGAAUUGGAUUAGUAAUUUUUGAUCUGGCAUGAGGAUCUAUUAUAGAAAUAGAUGAUUGAUGUCUAUCAAGUCUGGGAGAGUACGAAAACAAGCCUGAGUGUAAAUAUGGAACUCGGCCUAGAUCUUUUCGGAAAUGACAUUUUGUGGAGAUAAUUGAGUAUAAAGUCUCGUGUACUGAUUACAUUUACACUUUUGACAGGAAGCAGCCAGGUGGAGGUGUCCUAGAGUUAGUUUUGUCUCAUUUAUUUUUCUGCCUUUUAUCUUUGGAGAAGUGCUACGGAUAUAGAAAUUUUAUAAAAAUAAAUUCAUAAACUGAUGUAGGUUCAUGUGAUACAUUAGAUAUACUUUACAAUAAAAGUAAUUUUACAAUCUGAUAUAUCA